Aedes albopictus (Asian tiger mosquito) is the source of this 3173-nucleotide messenger RNA. RefSeq names its product coiled-coil and C2 domain-containing protein 1-like (gene l(2)gd1). Gene Ontology annotation, biological process: regulation of transcription by RNA polymerase II. The record is from RefSeq and is a predicted model, not a curated record. Gene Ontology annotation, molecular function: RNA polymerase II cis-regulatory region sequence-specific DNA binding; DNA-binding transcription repressor activity, RNA polymerase II-specific. The transcript has 6 exons. Lineage: Eukaryota; Metazoa; Arthropoda; Insecta; Diptera; Culicidae. Gene Ontology annotation, cellular component: nucleus. Bases 154 to 2742 code for a protein of 862 amino acids.
AUCCCCAAGCACCCACAUCAGUAGUCCGCCGCGGAGUCGAAGGUCGUGUAAAAUUCGAAAAAGUUUCUUCGCUUUUUACUCAGUUUGAUCGAAACAUAGUUUUGCAAUAGUUGUUUUUAGCAAUAGUAUGAAGAGCUAGAGUUCUGGUGAAGAAUGUUCAGUUUUGGCAAGAAACCUGCUGCUCCGAAGCGGGACAAGAAACGAGAUCCAUCCGAGUUCGGUCUGUUUGGUAUAGGAGACGAUAUCGUAGGCAUCGGUGAUGAUGACGACGAUUUGGGCGACGACGGAGACGAUGGUGAUUUGGAAGCGGAACUAGCAGCGAUAGCCUCUGGUUCUGGAGCGGGAAGGAAGCCCAGACCGAAGCCUAAACCCAAGGGAAACAUUGUAGCACCGGAGGCAUUAGAUGCCAUGGUAGCGGCUAGUCUGCGAGAUGUCGGGAGCGACGAGGAACUUUCCGGAGAUGAUGAUGAUCCGGAUCUAUUAAGUGAGCUUGCGGAAAUUGCUGGCGGAAGUGUGGCUGACGAUGAGCCGGAAGUAGAUAGAGCAUCGCCUCCAAAGCGAGCAGCGUCUAGUGGAUCAAGCAUGAAGGAUCUAAUCAAGUCAAGGAUUGAGAUGUACACGAUUGCGGAGGAAAACGCUAAGAAAGCUAACGAUUCCUCCAAAGCUAGAAGGUUCAAUCGAGGAUUGAAGACUCUGAAAGAUUUAUUAAAGCAAGCAGAGGCUGGCAAGACUGUGGAUCCCAGUGAUAUACCUCCCGAAGUGAGUGUGAAAUCCGGUGCUUCUGCACCAAAACCAGAUCCACCAAAAGAAGAAAAUUCACCGGACGUUCCAAUAGUUCCCACAAGGAAAGCUCCGGCCCCUCCUCCAGCAGCUCCAGCACCCGUUUUUGAACCUACUACUAUUUCAAGUACCCCGGAAUCCAAGCCAGAACCACCAGUUAAUCCCCAGCUAGCUCUGCUUAAUAACCGAAAAUUGCAGUACAAAACAGCUGCACUAGAAGCGAAAAAAGUAGGAAACACAGAUAAAGCUAUCCAGUAUAUAAAGAUAGUAAAACAAUUCGACUCGGUCAUUAGUGCGUUAGAGAAUGGACAAGAGGUAGAUCUUAGCAAAAUGCCACCUCCUCCUGGAGAGCUCGAAAAAUCUCCCAUUGCAACUCCACCACCUGUGCCUCCUCGUGCUAAAAAAGAGGAAGACCACACCCAAAAACACGCCGAAGUGCCUGCGAUCAGUACUCCUCUAACCCAGGAAGAUCCGGAACAACCACCUGAAGAGGAGCAGGAGGAAGUUCUCAUCCAAGCCACCACCAUUGCCGAGGCUUUGCAACAACGGCUAGAAAAGUAUCAAUCCGUUGAGAAGGCGGCCAAAGACGAAGGCAACGCUUCGAAAGCCCGUCGGAUGGGACGCAUCGUAAAGCAAUAUCAAGAUGCUAUUAAACUACACAAAGCGGGUAAACCGAUUCCUAUUGAUGAGCUUCCCACUCCACCGGGAUAUGCACCGAUUCCAGUAGAUGGACCUCCGCAGGCAGCUGCUAAGCCGGCCCCACCACCGAAGCCAGCUCCUCCGGCAGUGCCGCCAGUGGUUUCCCCUGGGAGUAGCUCUGCAACAAGUCCAGUUGCUGGUCCCAGUAAAGCACCGAAACCGCCACAAACCCAGAACGAAAAGCAAAUUGCCCUCCUGAUGGAACGCCAAAAAGAAUUCCGACAGGCUGCCGUCGAGGCCAAAAAUGCCGGAGAACUCGAGGAAGCCAAGGAAUACCUGCGGGUAUUCAAAGGUUUGGAAAAGCUCAUUGAUACCGCUCGUGGUGGCAUCCCCAUCGAUAUGAGCACCAUUCCGAUAGCGCCGAAUAAGCGAUCAUCCCUAGAAGAUUCCUUCACUGUCGUUGCUCAAGAGGAUUGCACUCCCUCAGACGAUGCCGACGUAGAUUUGAACACUCGGCUCGAGGAGCAGCUGUCCAAACAGCUGAUAAUGUGUAGGAACACCCGAGAUCAUCAUCGGGCGAUGGGCGACGUUGCCGGAACGAAUCGAUUCGAGAACUUGGCUCUCAGUGUGCAAAAAGAUCUGGACUUUGUGAGACUAGCUCACCGGAAGCGAUUGCCGAUUCCCAAGUUCCACUACGAAAUGAAGCAGUUCAAUGUGGUGAAAUGCAAUACAGAUUUGACCGAUAACGAGGUAGAAGUGACAAUAGCUAGAGGCAUCAAUUACAACGUUCCCAAUCCGAAGGAUGUGGACACCUACGUGAAACUGGAGUUCCCCUAUCCACAGGAUGACCCUUUGAAAGCAAAAACUGCACUGGUGCGGGACACCGAUAAUCCGGAUUAUAACCAUCGGCAAAGCAUCGAAAUCCACAGAAGUCAACGGGCGUGUCAACGGAUAUUCAAAAGACAAGCUCUCAAAUGCGAAGUCUUCUCCAAAGGAUGUUGGGGUGCUGGAUGCUUCCCGUUGUGCUGCUGCAACUGCAGUUGUUGUCCAUCAUCAUCAUCAUCAUCAUCAUCAUGUGCCAGGUCUAGCAUUUUCUCAUCCUCUUGUUUCAGUGGUUUUCUUCGUUCAGAUACGCUCAUCGGAACGGUCACGGUGAAACUGCAGCCUCUGGAGACGCAGUGCGAGAUUCACGAUUCAUUCCCGCUGAUGGACGGUCGUAAAACAGUCGGCGGUAAGCUGGAAGUGAAGAUACGUGUUCGGAAUCCGAUCCUGACCAAACAGAUCGAACAGAUAAACGAAAAGUGGCUGAUUAUUGAUGCAUGAGUUGAGCCACCAUCAGCGCUCCCGACUGGUCACGAUAGUCGGUUAUCAGUACUAGGAUACACUUGAUCUAUGCUGGACAACUAGGCUACUCUGUGUACGGCUGGAGAAUUCAUUGAUGGAUGGCAGAUGUGAGAUUGAUUGUCCAGUGAAAGAAGUAAAAACUAAGAGAAUGAAAUCUAAACAACUAUACCUACUAUUGCAUAGAGAUAUUCGGACGGCGCAGCAAAACAUUGGACGACUGUAGUUAGGUAAGCUGUUGAAUCUACGUGAUCGAAACAAUCGAGAUAAAAAAAUACGCUUUAAUCUUUUGUGGUACGUUAAGGGAGGGAGGGAUUGUUAGUAGCAACGAAUGUCGAGUUGUGAUGAACGAUAGGACAGCUUUACGUUAUAAGGUGUAUCUUUGAAAGGAAUAAAAGUGCUUGUGUUAGAAA